Messenger RNA from Verruconis gallopava, 2278 nucleotides. RefSeq lists its product as uncharacterized. NCBI's taxonomy places the organism in Eukaryota, Fungi, Ascomycota, Dothideomycetes, Venturiales, Sympoventuriaceae. Gene Ontology annotation, biological process: nitrate transmembrane transport; nitrite transport. The record is from RefSeq and is a predicted model, not a curated record. Bases 590 to 2179 code for a protein of 529 amino acids. Gene Ontology annotation, cellular component: membrane. Gene Ontology annotation, molecular function: nitrate transmembrane transporter activity; nitrite transmembrane transporter activity. The transcript has 3 exons.
CCGUUGCAAAUUGACAAAAAGGAGUGUUACAAAUGUGCUGCUCCCGCGAGUUCACAUACCCCAAGUUGAAGUUAACCAACGGCGUCAAUCUGGUCUCAUAUUGCCUAGGAAAUUAGCUUGGUAUUCGAUCUUCGCCUUCUAUCCACGUGAACAUUCAUGCCGGUCUCGGCCACCGACAAAUAACCUAUGGAAUCGAUCUUUCAUCCUCGUGCGGGUUGUGAUGGUCUAUUAAUGCAACAGCAGUCAUCCCACCAUAUGUCAACACGGCUACCUUGUUAAUUUGAUUUAUGAAGAUAGAUCUUCUGGGUGUGAUCCUUUUCUUAAAAUUCUAGACCAAGCCGCUUCUGACUCGAUCCACGACACAGCAUCAAUCGCACAAGGAAGAUCGCAGGAAGUCCAGCAGCAUGACGAUCCGAUAGAAGCUUCUUCGUAAAAAUGAACAUCCAAAAGAAAGCUUUGCCCAAGACAAAAUAGACUUUACCGUCGUCGACUCUAGAGGUUCAAAAUUUACGGAAAAUUCACCGGCGUAUGAAAUUUAAGCUCUCAUCAUUCACCUACGCACCAAUCUCCGUAUGAGAACUCGGGAACAAUGUCUGCAUUAUCUCUUUUGUGGAGAGCCCCAGAAGUUAACCCAGUCAAUCACAAAGCCAGGUCCAUUCCUAUCUUCAAUGUUGCCAAUAAAUAUGGGCGGGUGUUCUUUUUUUCUUGGUUCGGAUUCUUCAUUGCCUUCUGGAGUUGGUAUGCUUUUCCGCCGCUCAUGACAGUGACCAUACGUGAGCAGCUGCAUAUGACCCCUGCAGACGUCGGCAACUCUAAUAUUGCAGCAUUGACUGGAACUCUUGUCGUUAGACUUAUUGCCGGCCCGGCCUGCGACCGAUGGGGCCCGCGGUGGACAUUUAUUGGCGUGCUCGCCACUGGAGCCAUACCGACGGCUCUAUCCGGUCUCGUACGUAGUGUCUCGGGUUUAAUUAUGAUUCGAUUUUUCGUGGGCAUCUUGGGUGGCACUUUUGUUCCUUGCCAGGUCUGGUCAACUACAUUCUUCGACAAAAAUGUUGUGGGGUCUGCAAAUGCGCUGAUAGGGGGCUGGGGAAACGCAGGCGGCGGUAUCACCUACUUUUUAAUGCCUUUAAUCUAUGAUUCGCUUCAUCAUAACAUGAGAUUGACGGCUUCACAAGCGUGGAGAGUUGCGUUUGUCGUUCCAUUCAUCUUAAUUACGGCGACUUCCCUAGGGAUGCUGCUUUUCUGCGAGGAUACGCCAACUGGAAAGUGGAGUGAACGACACGAUUCUGCAAUACGCUUACCGCCAGAUCACCAAUUUGAUGUAGAAUUUAUUCAGCCUGAACCGCUUACUAUGAACAUACCAAAUAUACCUGUGGGACAUAUCAACAACACCGAUGGCGCGCAAUCUAAGGCUCAAACAUUAAUCCGUUCACGCUCAGGAGGCGACGUGGAAAUAGUCUGUUUACCAAGUAGCUCUAUUCCAUCGGCUUCGAAAGAAGUUGACAUGGCUUCGGAAGUCAUGGUCGCCUCUUUCAAACACGAGAUCGUUGUUUCGCCUACCUUGAAAGAAACGUGUCAUGUCUUCUUUUCGUUGCAGACAGCAUUCCAUGCCUGUGCUUAUCUAGCAACGUUCGGGGGAGAGUUAACCAUCAACAGCUAUCUAGCGGCCUACUAUCUCCGCAACUUCCCACAACUUGGGCAGACAAAAGCUGGACAGUGGGCAUCUAUGUUCGGCUUACUCAACAUUUUUGCGCGUCCGCUUGGGGGCAUCGUAUCAGAUAUACUGUAUUCCCGAACCAAGUCGCUAUGGGCGAAAAAGGCAUGGAUCGUCUUUGUUGGAGCCGUGGCUGGUGUGCUUAACCUAGGUGUUGGGCUCACUGAUCCCCAUGAACAGUCUAAGAUGUUUGGACUCGUUGCCGCCAUGGCAUUCUUCCUUGAAGCGGGAAACGGCGCCAAUUUUGGCUUGCUUCCACACGUGCACCCUUAUGCUAACGGCAUCAUUAGCGGCAUCACUGGAGCGGCGGGUAACCUUGGGGGUGUUGUGUUUGCUAUCUUGUUUAGAUUUCACGGUACGAACUAUCAGAAAAGCUUCUGGAUUAUGGGGAUAAUAGUGGCGAGUCUGAACUUGGUUUUGGCAUGGGUCCAACCUAUUCCGAAGGGUCAAAUCGGCGGUAGAUGAGAUGGAACGAUUUGCAGUCACUUAACGAGGCUUGUAGUUACGGUGUCAAAAGAACAUUACACUCUAUAGCAAUUUGUUCUAAAAACUAGAUCCAACUAA